Molecule: messenger RNA, 4639 nt
Organism: Aegilops tauschii subsp. strangulata
Lineage: Eukaryota; Viridiplantae; Streptophyta; Magnoliopsida; Poales; Poaceae
Product: putative cellulose synthase A catalytic subunit 11 [UDP-forming]
Biological process (GO): cellulose biosynthetic process
Cellular component (GO): membrane
Molecular function (GO): cellulose synthase (UDP-forming) activity
Source: RefSeq, a predicted model, not a curated record
AUGGCUCCCUUGGUCUUAGCAUCCGAGACUAUGUUUGAGAUGGACGAGUGGAGCUUCCACGAGGCGCCUCCAAACACCCCGGAGCGGGACCUCCGCGCGCGUGCAGCCCGUGGCGGCGAUGACUGGCCGCCGCCGUUGCCGCUCUGCAGCAAGGUGCCCCUCCCUUCCGCGCAGCUCAACCUGUACCGCGCGGCCGUCGCGCUCCGCGCCGUCCUCCUGGCGCUCUUCCUCCGGUACCGCGUCACCCACCCGGUGCCCGACGCCUACGGGCUGUGGCUCACGGCCGUCGCCUGCGAGUCCUGGCUCGCGCUCUCCUGGCUGGCCGCGCAGCUGCCCAAGCUCUCCCCGACCAACCGCGCCACGCACCUCCACAGCCUCGACAAGGACGACUACACCGGCGGCGAUCGGAGGCUGGCGGGCGUGGACGUGUUCGUGAGCGCGGCGGACGCGGCCAGGGAGCCACCCCUGGCGACGGCCAACACGGUGCUGUCCGUGCUCGCGGCGGACUACCCCGCGGGCAGCCUCGCCUGCUACGUCUCCGACGACGGCGCCGACAUGCUGCUCUUCGAGGCGCUCUUCGAGACGGCGCGGCUCGCGCGGAGGUGGGUCCCGUUCUGCCGCCGCCACGGGGUCGAGCCGAGGGCGCCUGAGCCCUACUUCGCGCGGAACGUGGACUACCUCAGGGACAAGGUCGCGCCGUCGUUCGUUAAGGAGCGCCGCGCCAUGAAGAGGGAGUACGAGGAGUUCAAGGUGAGGAUGAACUACCUCGCCGCCAAGACGAGCAAGGUGCCGGAGGAAGGAUGGCUCAUGUCCGACGGCACGCCGUGGCCCGGGAACAACUCGAGAGACCACCCCGCCAUGAUACAGGUCCUCCUGGGCCCCUCCGCCGAUGAUCGCGACGCCGAGGGGGUGGAGCUUCCUCGGCUCUUCUACGUGUCGCGGGAGAAGAAGCCGAGUUUCCAACACCACAAGAAAGCCGGCGCCAUGAACGCAUUGCUCCGGGUGUCCGCCGUGCUGACAAAUGGCGCCUACGUGCUCAAUCUGGACUACGACCACUACGUCAACAACAGCGGAGCCCUGAGGGAGGCGAUGUGCUUCCUCAUGGACCCGGAGGCUGGGAACUGGACGUGCUUCGUCCAGUUCCCUCUGCGCCCACCCGCCGCAUCGGCAGACGACGAAGAUCCAUGGGGCAGCCGCGACUCUGUCUUCUUCGAUAUCGACAUGAAAUGCUUGGACGGCAUUCAGGGCCCGGUUUACGUCGGCUCCGGGUGCUGCUUCAACCGGAAGGCGCUGUACGGGUUCGAGCCGCCGGUGGCCGACGACGCCGACGACCUGGAGACCAGCCCUCGGAGGUGGUGCUGCUUCGGGGGCACGGAGAGGCGAAAGCUGAUGCUGAGGAGGAACAGGUCCGUCGUGCCCUUGCUGGACUCUGCAGACCACGAUGAGGAAACAGUGGGAGCGAGGAGGCGGAGGCUGCUCUCGCACCACGCCGCGCUGCAGCAGCACUUCGGCCAUUCUACAUUGUUCAUCGCCUCGGCGUUCAAAGAGAAAGGGCCGUCGGCCAUGGCGGUGGCAGCCACUCCUCUCCUCAAGGAGGCCAUCCACGUCGUCAGCUGCGCGUACGAGGAGCGCACGAGAUGGGGCAAAGAGGUUGGAUGGAUUUACGGCGCCUGCGCCGGCGUGGCGACGGGAUUCAGGAUGCACGCGCGCGGUUGGGAGUCGGCGUACUGCGUGCCGGCGCGGCCCGCGUUCAGGAGCUACGCGGGGGCCAGCCCCUCGGACAUGCUCGCCGGGGCGUCGCGGCGGGCGUCGGCGGCCAUGGGGAUCCUGCUGGGCCGGCACUGCCCCGUCUGGGCCGGCGGCGGCAGCAUGAGGCCCCUGCAGCGGCUGGCCUACGUGAACUGCGUCGCCUACCCGCUCACCUCCAUCCCGCUCACCGUCUACUGCGCGCUCUCGGCCGUCUGCCUCCUCACCGGCAAGUUCAUAUUCCCCGACGACGUGGACGACUACGACGGGUUCCUGCUCGUGCUGCUGCUGUCCUCGGUGAUCGCGUCCGUGGCACUGGAGCUGAAAUGGAGCGGCGUGUCGCUGCGGGCGUGGUGGCGAGCCGAGAAGCUCUGGUUGGUGAUUGGCACAUCGGCCGGCCUCGCCGCCGUGUUCCAGGGUACCCUCAGGGCGUGCACUGGCAUCGACGUCGGCUUCUCGACGGACACAGCGGCGGUGGCGGUGUCCGAGCAGCCGGCCGAGGACGAUGACGAGGAGGCGAUGACGGCAGACUCGACGCGGUCGGUGCUGUGGACGAACCUGCUGGUGCCGCCGAUCAGCGUGCUGCUGGGCAACCUCGCCGGCGUGGUGGUGGCAGUGUCGUACGGGAUGGACCACGGGUACGAGUCGUGGGGCCCGCUGGGCUGGAAGCUGGUGUUCGCCGCGUGGGUGGUGGCGCAUCUGCAGGGGUUCCUCAGGGGGCUCCUCUCGCGGCGGGAACGGGCGCCGACCCUCGCCGUGCUAUGGUCGGUGCUCUUCAUCUCCAUUCUGUCGCUGAUGUGGGUGAACACGCAGACGUACUAUGGGCCGUCGGUGCCAUCGGCCACGCAGCAGCCCAUCUUUUGAUGGAAACUAAAAAAUUCAAAAUUACAUGAAGAAAGGGUUGUUUUCUCGGUAUAAAAGGAUUCUUUUUUCAAAUGAUAAGUGUCAUCACGAAGCAAUCCCGCCUUGGCAUUUUUUACAACUAAAGUUCUCCGAAAAGAAAAAAAGAACUAAAAAUGUUUAAAAUUGCCACCCGAAAAGAAAGUUGACAUGCUUGACGACUAUGGAACUGGCUAGGAGCCGGUCGACUGAAAAUAAAAAUUGAGUCAGUCGAUUUCACAUCUGCACUUUAUUUCAGAUCAAUCGGGAAAACAGAACCAUAGUGUUAAUAGAAUCCACUCACCUAAAUCCUGAGUACGAUUAUGAUCUUAUAUGUCAGCCUAACUCUGUUUCUAUUAUUUUAUGCACUCUAUCCGCGAACUGAAAACACGCAAUGGGCUGGUCAAAAGCAGACUCGUUAACCCAUGACAGAAAAAAAAACACUUCCACUCGAACACCCUGCAACGAUGGACCAUUCCUUUCCUUCCUUUCACGUCUCCUUUCUCCUCUCUCCUCACGUGACGCCGCCACCACCAUGGAUUGCAACUGGAGCUCGGAUCUGAAACGACAUAGAGGAGGAAAUAAAAAGGGACUGGAAAGGAAGAAGCGGGAAGAACAAUCCACAAAAUUUCUCAUCAUGAUAAAUGUUUCAUCUCACCCCCAGAUGCCUACAUGCUUCACCCCUUUACUUAUCUUCUCCAGAUUUGAAAUUCGAAUGCCAAACACGCAGAGCUGGUAGUUGAACUCAAAAUCCAUAAUCAUAUUCUGAUACCUGGAACCUUAGGGACAGAACAUUACCAGAACUCUAGCAAAAUUGAAAUUGCUCUCCUGCACAAUUGAAAACCAUUAGCCGAUUCAAAUCCAUAUACAUGCAAGACAAAAAGCGAGAAAUUACACAAGGAAUGUUUCAAGUUGAACUUAAGAAAUCAUGCAUAUCAGAAGGCACCAGCGAAAUACUAUUUAAAUGAACAAAAUAAAACACAGUAAUGCAGAAACAUAGGAACAGAACACAAAUGUAUUACUAUAAAAGAAUGAAUUAUAAGUAGCAUGUUACCCUUCCUAAAGAUUAAAUCAACAACAAAGCAAAAGGCAAACACAAAAAUAGACAUAAUUAGUGCCUGCUAUGGAAGCAUUAGUAUAAGUCAUGCAGACAUCACAACUGUGAUUUGAAUUUAUUACAUUAGUUUUAAAGGGUUUUAUUCCUCAUGGUGGGGCAACCAAUGAUAUUAUUAAGGUGAGCAGCAAUACAUACAACCAGAAGUGCAAAAACCAUUCUUGCUAAGUCAUAAUUAUUUUGACGCCAUGCUACCAUUUGGAAUCUAAAUUAUAUGCAACUACAUUAUUACUGAACAUCUCAAAAGUUGCAGGUUUAGGCUGGAAAAUUUGCACACUAAGAACAUCAACAAGCAUAAAUUCACCAUGGAGUAAGCUAUACUUCCUAUUUACAACGUUUCAACAAUACCCGAAGAUAGGCAGAUCAUAUGCAAUUUUAUUUUAUUUUUGUAAAUGCUCUCCUCUAGUUUUGAAAAUCAAUGUUGCAUCACAUAAAUUUGAAUAGGGAAAUUCACAGGACUAGUAAUAAUGCAAAGAGGAAUACUAGCAAGGACAGGGAUACUAGAAGAUCAUAGAGAACCAACUAGUAACCAAAGAAGAAGCAGAGAAGUAGAAAUCGGAAGUUUUAAUAUAUAAGAAUGAAUUAUAGGAAGCCUAUUACCCUCCUGAAGAUAAAUUAAAAAACAAAAGUAGAAAUAUAGUAAUUAUAAGUUCUAGAUAAGAAUGAACUACAUGAAGCCUAUUACCUACCUUAAGAUAAAAUUAAAAGCAAAAGAAAAAAGAAAAAUACACAUAUAAAGUUUAAUGGAGCUAAGUGUUUUUAAUCACAAGCAGGGUUCAAAAAUUGCGCAAAAUCAAUGUCAGCAACAACAGCUACAAGCUAGAGCAAAAAAAAUCCAAAUAAGAAGAGCAAGAGAGUAGGAAUCUGAAAUAUGUUUUGAUUGACAUGUCAACCAACCAU